AUGCGUGCAAUGUUUUUUGAGAUUCGCCAUGAUAUCUGCACUAGUUCAGUCAUCAGCUACUUCUAUCCAUUCUUAUUCCAAUUAUAUGCUGAAAAAGAUAAGGACAGAGGAACAAAAAUCGACAACUCCUCCCACGAUGCAACUACUCGUAUAUCAUUAUACUUAACAGUACGUACUAAAACGUUCCUUAUAUUAUUAUCAUUAUCGCCUUUCGAAAUUAAUGAUGAAGAUAAUCCUCUUGAUAUUAAUGACGAAGAAAAUACAGGAAUUCAGCCAAACUAUCAGGAGAUUGACAAACCGAAAGAUUCUAUAGCACUACGUACUAGAAGUGCCACAAGACAACUCCCCAAAUUCCUCCUCCAGAAAUAUAAUUUCCUUUCAUCGGGAAUGUGGAAAACCCGAGAAUAUCUACAAUAUGUUGAAACAGUCAAAAUUGAAAGAAUUAAUGCAAAACUGGUCAUAAUGACCCGAAGGCAAGGAACGGUCAAACCGGAGACGGAAUCUCUCUGGGAAAAAAUAAGGCAACAAUGGGAAGAACUAUUACAGCUGUUGGAAAAUGGAUUUGAUAGAGCUACAGAGUUGAUACAAGAACAAUCAACAAAACUAUGUGUCGCUCGGAAAUUGAUCUGUAUUGGUGUGUUUUUAUAA
This is a messenger RNA of Loa loa (African eye worm), 648 nucleotides long. RefSeq lists its product as hypothetical. The transcript is spliced from 3 exons. NCBI's taxonomy places the organism in Eukaryota, Metazoa, Nematoda, Chromadorea, Rhabditida, Onchocercidae. The coding region runs from base 1 to 648 and encodes 215 amino acids. The record is from RefSeq and is a predicted model, not a curated record.